AUGGAUAAGGUCCCUACUCGAGUUGAUGGAAGGUUUAGGCUGGGAGAUAUGUUGGGGUCUGGCUUGUACACUGUUGUGUAUCAUGCACAGAAUAUCAUCAAGGAUAACGCAGUCGCCAUCAAGCUUGAACCUAUCAACCACUCAUCUUCCAUGCAGCGUGAAUACCGCAUUUUGAAAAACCUUGAAGGUGGUAUUGGGAUUCCCUGUGCCCUUUGGUUUGAUAGGGAGUCAGCAUAUCACACUCUAGUUCUUGAUCUCCUUGGGCCAUCACUGCAUCAUAUCUUCCUUGCCCACAACCAAAAAUUUAACCUUGACACUGUUGUGAAUCUAGGAGACCAGCUGGUCAGUUGGUGUGUGUAUUGCCAUCGCACACGCAGAUCACUAACCCCAUCUCUGCAACCUCUUAUCUUUCAACAUGCUGCAGGCAGCAGUGCAACUCAGCAAUGA
Suillus fuscotomentosus is the source of this 447-nucleotide messenger RNA. RefSeq names its product kinase-like domain-containing protein. The record is from RefSeq and is a predicted model, not a curated record. NCBI's taxonomy places the organism in Eukaryota, Fungi, Basidiomycota, Agaricomycetes, Boletales, Suillaceae. Gene Ontology annotation, biological process: protein phosphorylation. Gene Ontology annotation, molecular function: protein kinase activity; ATP binding. Bases 1 to 447 code for a protein of 148 amino acids. The transcript is spliced from 2 exons.